AUGCACGGUAAAACAGCACUGAUUUCGGGUUCUUCGAGGGGUAUCGGAGCCGGUAUUGCUACGGAGCUAUCGGCUCGGGGCGCAAACAUCGUUCUCAACUAUCCUUCGGCAUCGCUGAAAGAAGAAUGCGAGAACGUCGGAUCGAAACUCAACACUGAAUGGAUCGCGGUUCUCGCGGAUAUUGCGUCGGACGAUGGACCUGCCGAACUUGUCCGCCAAGCUGUUGAGAGAUUCGGGCACAUCGAUAUUCUUAUCAGCAACGCGGGCUUGGUUCCUAUUGCGUACCUCUGGGACUCCCAGUUGAGUGCAUGGGAUCAAGCAAUGAACCUGAACGCCCGCGGGGCUUUUGCUCUGGUCCAAGCAGUUCUGCCACAUCUUACGCCGUAUCAUCCUUCGGAACCUCCAAAUAUGUCAGGGACGAUUGGUGGCUCUAGGAUCAUUAUGGUGGGGUCGGUCGCAUCUCGAGUGCCAAAGCCUACGCAGGGUAUCUAUGCAGCUACGAAAGGCGCUCUCGAUGCCAUUCUGCGGGUUUGGGCGCAGGAGCUGCCGCCCAAGUAUGGCUGUACAGUCAACAUGGUGGCGCCCGGUCCGGUACUUACGGAAAGCUUUCUGGACCAUUUCACUCCUGACGAAUGGGAGACAACAAAAGAAGCUCUUAUUCGGCAGACACCGGUGGAGGGUGGUGCAGCAUCUGUCGAAGAUGUAGCAUGGGCGGUGGCGUUUCUGGCCGAAGAACGCUCCAGGUAUAUAAAUGGCGAAUACAUGUUUGUGAAUGGUGGUGUUUCCAUGAAAUAG
Molecule: messenger RNA, 795 nt
Organism: Colletotrichum siamense
Lineage: Eukaryota; Fungi; Ascomycota; Sordariomycetes; Glomerellales; Glomerellaceae
Gene: fabG-10
Product: 3-oxoacyl-[acyl-carrier-protein] reductase FabG
Exons: 1
Coding region: 1-795 (264 amino acids)
Molecular function (GO): oxidoreductase activity
Source: RefSeq, a predicted model, not a curated record